GAAGCUCCCUUGGCCCUCCCCAUCUCCAGGUAUAUAAGCUGGAGAGCGCUCGGGCGUGUAUUCAGACACACUGCGAGAGAGCAGCGGAGAGCGUCGCGCUUUCCCAUUGCACAGACAGCAACUUCAAGCAACUGGCCGGAGGGCUCGGGACACUUGUCCGCCACCCACCCACCGCACCAGGGGUACUGCCUAGCAGGAGGAGAGGCGAAUAUGAAAAUCCUCGUCGCUUUUGCAGUGCUUUUCCUAAUUUCAGCGCAAGUAUUUGCAGAAGAAAUCGGAGCCAAUGAUGAUCUGAAUUACUGGUCUGACUGGUCCGAUAGUGACCAACUCAAGGAGGAGCUGCCCUUACCCUUGGAACACUUUCUGCAGAGAAUUGCCAGGAGACCCAGACCACAGCAGUUCUACGGGUUAAUGGGCAAACGAGAUGCUGGAUAUGGCCAAAUCUCUCAUAAAAGGCAUAAAACAGACUCCUUUGUUGGACUUAUGGGCAAAAGAUCUUUAAAUUCUGGGUCCUCUGAAAAGAACACAGCACAGAAUUACGAACGAAGGCGUAAAUAAGACAUUCCCAUGUAUUUAUUAAACUUCAUUUGUUUAAAUGGCCAAUGCAGUGUAAUAUAAACUAUCCACUGUAAGGAAUAAUUAUUUAUUUAAUAAUUGUUGGGUUUUUUUGAGUUGUAAAUUCAAUAAAAUGAUUAUUUUUCAUAGUGUGGCAGCGAUACAUGUUGUAUAAGUGUGUUGUAGGUCUAAAACGAAGACUCCCCAUGGAACCGAAAUCAGUGACAUUUCACAAUAAAGCACAUUAUUUGAAAUGACCUAUAAAGAUAUGUUCACCAAAUAACAAAAAAAGGAAAUAAAAUUUUGUUAAUUUAAAGCAAUCCUAUCAGCUUCACUACCGGUGCAGAACAGAACUGAUGUACAGUCUAGUGCCUCAAUUUCUUUUCAUGGUUUAAAAUGUACUGUAAUUUUCGUAUAAAAAAUAUAUUUGUAUCAUUGCAGCAUGUUUUACGUUUCGUGACUGUGUAUAUAUCUAUUUAAACAAAAGAGAUUUGAAUGUGAAUCCAAGGUCUUCAGUUCAUAGUCUGAAAUUUUAUGAUAGUAACAUUUUAAAUAAAAAAUACU
Messenger RNA from Mauremys reevesii (Reeves's turtle), 1119 nucleotides. RefSeq names its product tachykinin precursor 1 (gene TAC1). The coding region runs from base 211 to 558 and encodes 115 amino acids. The transcript has 6 exons. The record is from RefSeq and is a predicted model, not a curated record. Gene Ontology annotation, biological process: tachykinin receptor signaling pathway. NCBI's taxonomy places the organism in Eukaryota, Metazoa, Chordata, Testudines, Geoemydidae.